AACUUUAGUAAAUAAGACACGAUGGUUAACGUUCCAAAGACUAGAAAGACCUACUGUAAGGGUAAGGAAUGUCGUAAGCACACUCAACACAAGGUUACUCAAUACAAGGCCGGUAAAGCCUCUUUAUUCGCUCAAGGUAAGAGAAGAUAUGACCGUAAACAAUCCGGUUUCGGUGGUCAAACCAAGCCAGUUUUCCACAAGAAGGCUAAGACUACCAAGAAGGUUGUCUUGAGAUUAGAAUGUGUCGUCUGUAAGACUAAGGCUCAAUUAUCUUUGAAGAGAUGUAAGCACUUCGAAUUGGGUGGUGACAAGAAGCAAAAGGGUCAAGCUUUACAAUUCUAGUAGUGUUGUUGGUUUACAUAUUAUUAUAAAAUUUAUAAAUAAGAAAAACCCCUUCAUGACAAAGAAUAUACAUUUAAUUUAAUGAUUUGUGUGGUGUUUGACUAUUUCACUUGUACUUUAUUCGUGUAUUAAGGAAUACAUACCUUUAUUGAGAUUUUGACAUGUAGAGUAACUCGACUAGUUCGGGACAAUCGCGCCUGAUAAUACCGCUAUAAUUCCGAAUCAAUUUCAGCCUAGGCCAAAAAAAAAGUGGACUACGUAGCAGGUGCGAAUCUCGCUAGCCCACGGUUAACUUCCCACAUCAUUAUUAAUUACUUAGUAGUAUCAGUGACUAUAUCUCUCUAUCAUUUUCUAUGAAAUCCCGAUCUUGUCGACACAAGAUCUAUCCAAUAAGAAACGUACAAACUUAGCACAAACGAGACGACUUGUUUUGAUUUCUGAAACUUCUU
Molecule: messenger RNA, 791 nt
Organism: Spathaspora passalidarum NRRL Y-27907
Lineage: Eukaryota; Fungi; Ascomycota; Pichiomycetes; Serinales; Debaryomycetaceae
Gene: RPL42
Product: 60S ribosomal protein eL42
Exons: 2
Coding region: 22-342 (106 amino acids)
Biological process (GO): translation
Cellular component (GO): ribosome; cytosolic large ribosomal subunit
Molecular function (GO): structural constituent of ribosome
Source: RefSeq, a predicted model, not a curated record